AUGGAAAAGGAAAAAGUCAGGACUAAGGAGUUGUUGAUUCAAGUUUUGGCUACUGCUAUAAUAUGUUUUCAAGCAUGCCUAACAGGAUUUGUGGUAUCAUGGCCGUCUUACACAGUGGGCAAUUUUAUGUCCAAUGAAACAGUCCUAUCAACUCCAAUGUCCUCAAUAGAUGUAUCGCUAUUGGGCAGUUUGCCCAACAUUGGUGGACUUAUCAUCAGCCCGUUUUGUGGGUACGCCUUCAAUACCUUUGGAAGGAAAUAUGCUACUAUAUUGUUUACCGUGCCUUAUAUUUUGACAUGGCUGAUAAUAUCAGUGACAUCCAGCGUGCCUCUAGUCCUGGCAUCGAUGUGCAUUGGCGGCAUCGGUAUCGCAGGGCAGAAUGUGGCCAUCAUCUACAUUUCCGAGAUAGCACACGACUCUAUACGGGGAGGCCUCACUGCGAGCUCUGCUUCGGGAUAUUUCUUAGGUAUCUUGAUAACAUACGCGCUCGGAGGCAACUUGGCGUACAUGGAAGUGAUAUACACACACUUGGGGUUGUCCAUACUCUGUGUGUUGUUACUAUUGUUGCUUCCUGAAUCUCCUGUGUUCCUGGUACUUGUGGGGAGAGAAGAGGACGCUGCAAAAUCAAUAGCGUUCUACAGACAACUGGAUGCUAAGUCCAAGGAGGUGGAAGCUGAGAUCGCUAAGAUCAGACUGCAGAUUGAUCCGAGACUGGAGAGUUUACUUGAAGGAGACAACGAUCCAGAGACUCUGGGAGAGUUAGUAGAAAAGAAAUUAGGAGCUCCACAGGAAAGAAAGAGUGAGACAGCAUGGAAACAUUUCAAAAAGUCGAAAUCUUCAAAGCGUGCUCUGAUGAUGGUACUGAUAAUAAUGGCUCUAUCAAUCAUGAUGGGUUGUGUCGUACUUCAAGUGUAUGCCGAGCCGCUGUUCAAGGAAGCUGCUCCAUCGAUGCCGUCCAAUCAAUGUGCCAUCUUCUUAGCUUUAGACUUCUUAAUAGCUAGUGUGUUGUGUGUACUGGCUAUUGAUAGAUUUGGAAGGAAGUUCCUCCUGAUUGUGACCGCUACUGGCUCAGGUGUCUGCACAGUACUACUGGGAGCACAGUUGCAGUUCCACUGGGCUCCAGCCUGGUUCACCGUGCUACUUAUAUACGGGUUCAGCUUCAUAUUUACACUGGGAUGUGCUGUCAUACCAUUUGUAUUGACUGCUGAAGUGUUCUUGCCAGAGGUCAGAAGCUUCUGCAACAGCAUCGUGAUGGCGUUCACAUGGAUCUUCAACUUCCUCACGCUGGUCAUCUUCCACCCCUUAGUAGAAGCUGUUGGCUUAGGACCAGUAUUCUACUUCUUCUCCGUAGUCUGUUUCACUGGGGCUAUAUACAGCCAGUUCUGCGUCCCAGAGACUAAAGGAUUAUCAGCUGAUGCCAUUCAGCUUCUCUUCUUGAAACAGAGAAGACAGAGUAUUAAGAAAUGA
Spodoptera littoralis (African cotton leafworm) is the source of this 1467-nucleotide messenger RNA. Lineage: Eukaryota; Metazoa; Arthropoda; Insecta; Lepidoptera; Noctuidae. The record is from the annotation of a GenBank genome assembly.